This is a messenger RNA of Hevea brasiliensis (rubber tree), 1619 nucleotides long. RefSeq lists its product as uncharacterized. The transcript has a single exon. Bases 221 to 1396 code for a protein of 391 amino acids. NCBI's taxonomy places the organism in Eukaryota, Viridiplantae, Streptophyta, Magnoliopsida, Malpighiales, Euphorbiaceae. The record is from RefSeq and is a predicted model, not a curated record.
GACACUGUUUGUUACAUUGAAGCAAUAUGUGUCUCCUCAGGCAGAUAAGCAUAAUUGGUGGAUUUAUAAAGCCGCCUUCUCAUUAAGCCAUGACCAAUUUCUCUCCAGUCAAAUUUCCUCUGCUUCCUCCCUCCUUCCUCCUCCUCCUCUCUCUAUAAACUCCACUAUUCAACCAAUCCCUCACCUGCACAAUCCAUACAAAUUCGUCACCCUCCUUUCAAUGGAAAUGGAAGUGGUGGCGCCAGUGCCGCCGGUAGAGUUCAACUUUGAUAGUACUUGUUCUUCUCCUUACACGACUGCCCCUUCCAGUCCUCAGAGAUUUGGCAACUUCUUCUUCAGUGCCCCUGCUAGCCCCACUCGUGUUUCAUCUUUCUACCGGGAGCUUAAUGAUGUUUCUCUUGUCACUAAUUCUUCUUCUUCCAUUCCUUUUGAUUGGGAAGCGAAGCCUGGAACUCCCAAAUCAAGAAAUGGAAGUGAAGGUAAUUUCAGCCGCAAGAAUGGUCAUAGUCAUCAAGAUUUUGAUGAUGAUGGUGAUUUUGAGUUCAGUUUUAGUGGUCAGUUAGACAGGACUUCUUUAUCUGCUGAUGAGCUCUUCGAUGGAGGCAAGAUCCGGCCCUUGAAGCCACCACCUGGUUAUGAUUCUUCAGUUUCUUCUCCCAGGUCACCAAGAUCAAGAACUAAACAGAAGAAAGAUUUUGACCCUUUUCAAGCUGCCAUAGAAGAAACAAGAAGAAGUGAAGCUAAACAGCAACAAAAUCAGGAACAAAAACAACAGCAACAAAGAAAGCAUGCAUCACAGCAACGUGGAAGAGAAAGAACCCUCCCAGGUUCUUCUUCUUCAGCUUCCAAGUCUUCCAAUUAUGUGCAUAAAGGAAGCAGAUCUUUGUCUCCUUUAAGAGUCUCCGAUCUCAUGCUCGAUCAAGAAGAGGAGAAUUCCCAGGAUGCGAAAAUAGUCACUCCAACAAGCAGCAAUCCCAAAUCAUCAUCAUCCUCCACCUCCUCAUAUGCUUCUUCUUUCUUGUCGGCGAUAUCAUUUUCAUCGAAAGGUUGCAAGAAAUGGAAAUUCAAGGAUUUCUUGCUUUUCAGAAGUGCAUCAGAGGGAAGAGCAACAGGAAAAGACCCACUGACAAAAUAUGCAGUCUUGUCCAAAAAGGAGGUAGCAGAGGACGUCAAGAAUGCCAGUUUUCGAUCCACAGAUGGCAGUGUGGGUGGCUCCUCCAGGAGAAGAGCUCCUGUAUCGGCUCACGAAUUACACUACACGGUGAACAGAGCAGUUUCAGAGGAGAUGAAAAGGAAAACCUUUUUGCCUUACAAGCAAGGGCUAUUCGGUUGCUUGGGGUUCAGCCCUGGCGUGCAUGAGAUUUCCAGAGGUGUUGGGUCUUUGACACGUGGAUGAAUCAGAUCCCUCUCGAUCUGUUUCUAUUCUUCAAGCAUAUAGCUGUUUCUUAUUCUUUUUACUUUUCUUUUAUUCAUGAUUUUGAACUUUAAUGGUUAUCUUGAUAUAUUUGUUGCUUACAGUACAUAAAAAUGGUGUCACCAUCCAUAUGAAAAAUAGACACAAUUGUAUUAAAUACAUAAUCAAUAAGAAAAAAAAAAAAAAAAGUGGGCAUAAUGUGGUA